AUGGCAGAUUCGUACGACAGACAUCGGCGGCGGCGACGUCGAGAUCGUUUGGAGUACGGGAGACACAGUGAGGACGUUUCGCCAGCAGCCAGCAAGCCGCCGGUGACAAUUCUGGGCUUGGCUAAACCAACAAGAAGUAGUAUUGUAAGUACUACUACUACUACUAGUACCGUAAGUACUACUACCACGACAGCAACAACCAUGAUGACUGGUUCAAGUGUUGGCGAUAAUGUGGUUAAUAUAGGAACAGAUCCUGAUGUUUCUGAUAAUGUUGCUCAUCAACUUUUAGAGCUGACAAUUGAUGCGGCACCGGGUACGGAUAAAACAUCUGUGGUGACGGAGGGUAAACCUCGCUUGACUGCUGUGAAAUCAGCAGAAUUGGACUCAACAGAAAUACCUCGCUCGCAGCUGGAAGAAAGCUCUCACACUACAGAUGACGCUUCUGUUGGCAUGACGAGGAGGGUGUCUGCAGCUAGCACUGUAGGAAACAUCAUCAGUGGGGUCAUUGACCAAAGCGCACAAACUCAGUUAAAGUUAGCACCACCACUUGAGAAACAAACAACAGUCAAGAUGAUAGACAGUAGCUUUCAGUGGACAGACAGUGGACAUGACCUGAUGUUAGAUCACACAGAUCUGUUAGUGGUCGGUAUCAUUGGUCUGCAGGGGUGUGGCAAAUCCACCUUGCUGUCGCUUCUAGCCGGCAACACAAAUCAAGAUGCCUACAGAAACUAUGUGUUUUUUCCACAAACAAAAGAAGCGAAGGAGGAUUGUUUAUAUCAGACGUCGGGGGUGGACAUGUUUGUCUCUACAGAAAGAAUUAUUUUGCUGGACACUCAGCCUCUUGUGAGUGUUGCUAUGAUGGAUGGUAUGUUGAGGUAUGAGAGAAAAAUUCCCCCCGAAUAUUCAUCUCAUCUUAACUUUAUCGAGGUACAGUCGGUGCAGCUUUUGACUUUCAUGUUGUCGGUUUGUAAUGUCAUCCUAGUUGCUGAUGAUUGGUUUAUAGAUUUGAAUUUAUUAAAAGUGAUUCAGGAUGCAGAAAUGCUGAAGCCUUCUACUCAAGCCUCAUCAUCGACUGCUGACAACUCAUCCACGAGAGAGGAUGGGCUUGAUUUCUAUCCGACUGUAAUCUUCAUCCACAACAAAGCUUGUCGUGAUGACUUCACCCCUGAAGCCUAUUUUUCCAUGCAACAGGUGCUACUCAAGAUGUUCUCCUCCUCAAAGCUGAAAAUUAAAAGUGGAAUCACUAUGACCAGCAGUAUCCUUGGUGAGCCGCUGAUUCAGCCGUUACCUGGCACAGAGGAGAGUGAAGCCAGAGACGUGAACCUGCUUCUGAUCCCCACAAUGGAGUUCUACAAAUCGGAGCCUGAUUUCCUGGAGACCACACUUCCAGAGUACAGAGGCUAUCCCAGUUUUAGCACCAUCUUGUCAUUUUUCAGAGCACAGAUCCUGUCCUCGCCUCGUUCACCUAUGACCAACACAAUUCUCUCUGAGAAGAACUGGUAUCAUUUUGCUGCCAGGAUGUGGGAGUCAGUGAAGAAAUCCAGCCUCAUUGCUGAAUAUAACAGACUGUUGGCAUCGACUUCUUAG
Candidula unifasciata is the source of this 1587-nucleotide messenger RNA. NCBI's taxonomy places the organism in Eukaryota, Metazoa, Mollusca, Gastropoda, Stylommatophora, Geomitridae. The record is from the annotation of a GenBank genome assembly.